This is a messenger RNA of Melopsittacus undulatus (budgerigar), 5055 nucleotides long. It is a transcript of the gene ZBTB21, whose product is annotated as zinc finger and BTB domain containing 21. Gene Ontology annotation, cellular component: nucleus. Bases 1 to 3177 code for a protein of 1058 amino acids. Gene Ontology annotation, biological process: negative regulation of DNA-templated transcription; regulation of transcription by RNA polymerase II. Lineage: Eukaryota; Metazoa; Chordata; Aves; Psittaciformes; Psittaculidae. The transcript is spliced from 2 exons. The record is from RefSeq and is a predicted model, not a curated record. Gene Ontology annotation, molecular function: DNA-binding transcription factor activity, RNA polymerase II-specific; protein binding.
AUGGAGGGGCUCUUGCAUUACAUAAAUCCGGCGCAUGCCAUUUCACUUCUAAGCACACUGAAUGAGGAGCGUCUAAAGGGACAGCUGUGUGAUGUUGUUCUCAUUGUAGGAGAUCAGAAAUUUCGAGCUCAUAAAAAUGUUCUGGCUGCCAGCAGUGAAUACUUCCAGACUCUGUUCACGAAUAAGGAGAAUGAGUCUCAGUCAGUGUUUCAACUUGACUUUUGUGAGCCAGAUGCUUUUGAUAAUGUAUUAAACUACAUUUAUUCUUCAUCCUUGUUCAUUGAGAAAGGCAGUCUUGCAGCUGUGCAAGAACUGGGCUACAGUCUUGGAAUAUCCUUUCUUACAAACAUUGUUUCAAAGAGUCCUCAAGCUCCUUUUCCUGCUUGCCCUAUGAAAAAGAUACUGUAUCAAGAUGAAGAUGAAAGUAGUUCUCAGAAGAGAAGUGUCAUUGUCUGUCAGAACAGAAUUGAAGCACAAGUGAAAGGUAUAAAUCAAACACAACAUGAUUUAAGCCAUACUUCUAAACCUUCAUCCUCUGUUGCUGUCAAAACUAGCAGUAGACCACAAGUAACAAAACCAGCUGAAACCCUUCACAACUUGUCACUGACUGAAAGGAGAUGGCUGAAAGAAAGCCCUGUGAGCUACACCAAGGCUCAUGAAACUUCUGGAACUGUGGAGGAUCAGAGCAGAGGUGGUUUGCUGAAAAGGAACACAGUACUUCCUCAAAUGCCUUUAGCAGAAAAAGAAAUUGCAAGCGAUGAACCAGGAAGCAGUGGUCAGCUUUUAAGAGGAAAGGCUGCAGAGAUGUCAUUAAAAAGAUCACGCCCACCAGUCUUGUCUCUGCGGGGUACAUCAGAAUCUACGUUUUUGUUGCGAGAGGCAGGAAAAGGAAGUUGUCAAGGUGAAGACAGGAAUUUGCUGUACUACUCAAAGUUAGGGCUAGUGAUCCCAUCUAGUGGAUCUCGUCCAGAAAACCAAAGUAUUGACAGAAGUGGGCCACUUGUAAAAAGUCUCCUUCGAAGAUCACUGUCCAUGGACAGCCAGGUUCCCAUUUACUCACCUUCUGUUGAUUUAAAACCUUCACAGGUAUCAUCAUCCUCCUCACCGGGAAGUAAUGAUUCCCAGAAGACAUUUAAUGUUGUAUCUCAAAAGUCAUCCUUGAAAGAGUCAUCAGAGAAAUUAGUCGUAGAUGAAAAGCCACAGGUAAUACACCCACAUCGCCUUAGGUCUUUCAGUGCCUCUCAGUCAACUGAUAGGGAGGUUUCUUCUCCUCUCACAGAGGUGCGAAUAAAAACUGAACCUAGCAGUCCACUUUCAGAUCCUGCUGAAAUAAUAAGAGUUACAGUGGGUGAUGCUUCAGCAUUGGCAAAUAAAAACUUUUCUUUUAAAACUGAGGAUGAUCAUAAGGAACCAAGUAGCCUUCCAGCAAAAAGGAGAUUUCAAGCUGAUAGAACAAUACCAUUCAAGAAACUGAAGGCAGAUGAGCAGGGUUCUCCUGGGUCAGAAGAUAACUUUGAGGAGGGCUCAAGCCCUACGCACCUUGAUGCUGAUUUUCCUGAUUCUGAUGUCAGUAAAGAUGAAUACAGUGAGUUGGAAGAAGCAAGACCAAAUAAAAAAUUUAAAUGCAAGCACUGCCUUAAAAUUUUCAGGUCAACAGCAGGUCUUCAUCGUCAUGUUAACAUGUAUCAUAAUCCAGAGAAGCCCUAUGCUUGUGACAUAUGCCACAAGAGAUUUCACACAAAUUUCAAAGUGUGGACGCACUGCCAGACGCAACAUGGAAUUGUGAAGAAUCCCUCACCAGCUUCCAGUUCGCAUGCUGUUUUGGAUGAAAAAUUCCAAAGAAAACUGAUUGAUAUAGUGAGAGAGAGAGAAAUUAAGAAGGCUCUAAUCGUUAAACUAAGACGUGGCAAGCAAGGUUUUCAGGGACAGUCUGCUUCACAAGCACAACAAGUCAUCAAAAGGAAUUUAAGAUCGAGAACCAAAGGAGCCUAUAUUUGUACCUAUUGUGGGAAAGCGUUUCGUUUCCUCUCACAAUUUAAGCAGCACAUAAAAAUGCACCCAGGGGAGAAACCAAUUGGAGGAAAUAAGGCUCUUAAGCAGAAAGAUCAUAUUCAUAUUGAAAGUCCAGCAGAAAACAAAGAGGUUUAUCAGUGCCGUCUUUGCAAUGCUAAGCUCUCUUCACUUAUUGAACAGGGAAAUCAUGAGCGACUCUGUAGAAAUGCUACUGUCUGUCCUUACUGCAGCCUUAGAUUUUCUUCUCCAGAGCUGAAGCAUGAGCAUGAAAGCAAGUGUGAAUACAAGAAGCUUACUUGUCUUGAGUGUAUGCGUACCUUUAAAUCAUCCUUUAGUAUUUGGCGUCAUCAAGUUGAAGUUCAUAAUCAAAACACAAUGGCUCCAUCAGAGAACUUUUCUUUACCUAUCCUGGAUCAUAAUGGUGAAAUAACUAGUUCAUCAAGAUUGCCUUCUCAGGCAGAAUCCAAUAAAAUGAACAAUUUUGUUACUGCAAAGGAAGAUGGUAUGUUCAGUGAUUCGUCAGAACAAAUAAAUUUUGAUUCUGAAGAUUCCUCGUGCCUACCCGAAGACCUGAGUGUUUCCAAGCAGUUUAAAAUUCAGAUCAAAGAAGAGCCUGCGGAUGAUAUAGAGGAUGAGGUCACCGAAACAAGCAGGGAGCCGAAGGAAGUAGUCUCCAACAAAGAUGCUGGUUUGUGGCCCUGUGAAAAGUGUGGGAAGAUUUUCACUGUACGCAAACAGCUGGAGCGUCACCAAGAGCUCUUAUGCUCUGUGAAGCCAUUUAUUUGUCACGUGUGUAACAAGGCCUUCCGAACCAACUUCCGGCUGUGGAGUCAUUUCCAGUCUCAUAUGUCACAGGCCGCAGAGGAGUCCACAAAUAAGGAGCCUGAGAUAUGUCCACCAGCUAAUUCUCCAUCACCCCCACCCUUACCUCCCCCCCCACCCCUCCCCAAAAUCCAGCCUUUGGAGCCUGAUAGUCCGACAGGCUUAUCUGAAAGCUCCACUACUACUGAAAAAUUGUUUGUACCACAGGAGUCAGAUACACUCUUCUAUCAUGCUCCACCACUCUCAGCAAUCACUUUCAAAAGACAAUACAUGUGUAAACUCUGUCAUAGGACUUUCAAGACUGCUUUUAGUCUUUGGAGCCAUGAACAGACACACAAUUAGCUUUAACAGAUAAGUUUAAAAGCUGGUUCAUUGGAGGCUGUAUUCAGGAUCUCAGAUGUAUGCCAUAUAAACUAGAAAUUCAAGAGGAUCAAAAUGACAACAAGGAUGACGAAAAAUUUGGAAUUUGUGAUGCUGCUUGGAUUUGAAGAUUAAGGCACUGUGUUGGCAAGUGUCUAAGCCUAUGGUUAAGUUCCUUUGAGAGCAGUCUUAAUUUUUUUAAAACAUGUGCUUAAGCUCUUUGGUAAAUUGGGACCAUGAUCAACCUUGAAACAGCAAUGGCAGAAAAUACGUACACAACCAAAAGUUUAAGUUAAUUUUCCUCUACAUAAAAACUGCAUCUACAGCUAGGGUAUAGUUCUGUGGUUUUAUAAAAACAAAGGACAUGAACCAGUAACAAUAGAGUCUCUACUUUUGGGGGAUUUUUUUGUACUGGGGGGUGAAACACCCUCUGACAGUUAAUUGGGCAGAUAACUUGCUGAAACAGUGGGUGACACUAGAAUUUGUCAUAUGUGCUUCAGAAGGGAGAUGUAGCCUUAUCCACGAACCAAAACACAGCUCUAAAAAGUCUUCUUCCUGCAUUUCCUAUUUAGGCGGGCCUUCUAGUGACAUCCAGUAGAUUUUUAUUUUUGUCUGAUGUUUGUUUGUUUUUCCCCAAGUAAGACAGGCAGGUUUGGUCUGAAGCUACACAUACUCUUUGUUUCCAAGCUUCCAGUGAUAAAACUAGAAGUUACUCACAUGGGAUAAGGACAGACUAUGCCUAGCUUUCUGGCACUAAACAGUGAGGGUGCAAAUAUCUGGCAUGAGCCUGUAAUCUGGCAGGUGCCUAUACUGUUUAAUAAAAUUGUUUACAUUUUCCUACUAGAAGAUUUAGAUAAAAAUCAAAGCAAACUUAAGGGUUUGGGGUUUGUUUGGUUUUUUUAAAAUGUUACUGUUAAUGAAUCAGUGUUAAAAACUUUGUUGUUGUUUUUGUUGAACACAGCCUAAUAGUAUUUUUUUAAUGUCAUUGAUUCUUGUUUAUUUAAAACAACUUGUGGAAAACUGUACUAUAACUGUUGUACAUAAAGGGACACUAUCAAGAGAAAGGUUGUAUACAGUAAAUGUACUUAUCUGUAUUAAGGAUACUUGAUACUAAUAAAAUCAAAGAAUUUAAAAACAGGAAUUGAGUCAUAACGAGCUGCUUUGGCAUCCUCAAUUGUUGCAAGGAUGUCUGAAAAAUAUAUCUGAAUUCUGUGGGUUGAGCUUAUUUUCCAUGUUGCUUUUUCUCUUGCUAUUCCAAAAUAAAGGACUCAAUCCAUUUUUUUGCUUUUCUGGUUCCUCAGCCAUACAAAUUACCUUUUAAAGAUGCAAGCUUCCCACUAUUGCAGCAGCAUCUUUAAUUAAAAUACGUACAUAAAACCAGAACAAACUAUCUUUUGCAAUGUAUCAUGCAAAAAACUUAUAAAGUGCACAUUUUAAAGCUUAUUCUUGACAGUGUCCCUUUAAAAAAGAAGCCAGGAAAAUGGGAUCACAUUUAGUGCUUGGGUACAGAGGAAUAGUUUCUUACAGUUUCUAGAAAUUUGAAUUACCCAAUAUAUUUGCUAUGGAGUUUUCCAGUUACACAAAAUCACUUGUCAUUUUAAAGGAUUAUAGAGGUAAGACAGAAGAAGCUGGUUUUAUAAUCCCGUAUACCUUACAGUCAUUCUAUAUCCAUUCAAUACCUGAGAAUGGCUUUUUACUUUUUUUUAGGACUGAGACUUAAUAGCUUAGGGUAACUUUUUCUUUAAUGUAAUGUAAAUCCAUUGCUGCUUUGUACAACUUUUUCUACUGUGUGUUUUCUUUACUUAGAUCUUGACUAAGAAAUGUUGGCGCCCAAUAAACUUACACUUUGUUUCUUUUGAA